Messenger RNA from Acaulospora morrowiae, 1030 nucleotides. Lineage: Eukaryota; Fungi; Glomeromycota; Glomeromycetes; Diversisporales; Acaulosporaceae. The record is from the annotation of a GenBank genome assembly.
AAGAAAAUAAACGCCUUGAACGUGAAAUCACAGAGGUCAAAGAGAAAAUGAUUUCUUUACAGACAAGAAGCGAGAAUUUACAAGAGCAAUUAAAUGAUACCAGCGAAAAAUAUUCAUCUAUGCUGACGAAAACUGCCGAAGAUCAUGCGAAACUUAUUGAAACUAAUGGUACACUGCAAAAGUCGGUUAAUGAUCUGCUAGAAGAAAAGAGAAACCUUUCCGAGACAAUAGAAACUAAUAUUAAGGAAAUUCAGCAACACAAAGAACAACUUGCACUAUUUAAUUCGAGCGAUCAGGGAGCAAGAAUCUCUCAACUAAAGACUGAACUUGAAAAUAUACAAAAAGAGAAUUCUCGGCUUCUCGAAGAUAGUAAAACAUACAAAGAGUUAUGUGAAAAAUACAAAGCUGAUCUCGAUAAUAAUAACCGUCUAUACUUCGAACUUAAAUCCGCUACUGAUACUGAGCGGGAAGAAAAUUUGGUCUUAGUCAAAAAGCUUCAAGAUGAGCUUCAGCAAUCAAAGGAGGAAAAUGUCGUAUUGAACAAUAAGAAUCAGGAUCUAACAGUUGCGCACGAGGAGUUAGUUAAUAUGAAACAAUCAUUGGAUGAAACCGUGGUCAAUUAUAGUAAUCAAGAACAACGUUUGAGGGAAGAGAUGAAAAGACAGGAGCAAAUGCUUGAGGAAGCACAGAGUAAUUAUAAUCAUGAAUUGGUUGUUCAUGCGGCAAGUGUACAACAAUUCCAUGAGCUUAAUGAAAAAUACGUCCAACUGAAUGCUGAACUCGAGCGAUUUAAGAAUACGAUGACGCAAUCAGAAUCAGUUUGGAAAAAUGAAAAGGAACAACUGGAAAAAGAUUUGUUAGAAACUCAGAACCGUUGUAAUGAGCUUGAAAGCAACAACAAAGUUUAUCAAGGAUACUUCGAUGUCAAUUCUUCAGAAAAGACAUCUCGAGAUGAAAUAAUCUUCCUUCUGCGACGUGAAAAGGAAAAAUUAGCGACUCAAAAAGAAAUUUUUGCGCAGCAAGCAGAAAG